Molecule: messenger RNA, 6807 nt
Organism: Seriola aureovittata
Lineage: Eukaryota; Metazoa; Chordata; Actinopteri; Carangiformes; Carangidae
Gene: ap3d1
Product: adaptor related protein complex 3 subunit delta 1
Exons: 34
Coding region: 206-3997 (1263 amino acids)
Biological process (GO): neurotransmitter receptor transport, postsynaptic endosome to lysosome; anterograde synaptic vesicle transport; Golgi to vacuole transport
Cellular component (GO): AP-3 adaptor complex; terminal bouton; presynaptic endosome
Source: RefSeq, a predicted model, not a curated record
CCAUUGCCAGCGUCUCUGCACGGCACGGGACGCCCCGUCUGGCCUCAGCUUCAUCUGCCCGGGCUUGGUAAACAGCAGCGGACACUGCACACACGGUACCCGGGUGGAUGAGAGACAGUCUAGCGGGUCGGUUGGCACCCACUAGACCUCUGCAAGGAGCUUGGCCCCGCAGGACACUUAGAAGCGGUACAAGUCAGAGACAGACAUGGCUUUGAAGAUUGUCAAAGGGAGCAUCGAUCGGAUGUUCGAUAAAAAUCUUCAGGAUUUAGUACGUGGCAUUAGGAAUCACAAGGAAGAUGAGGCCAAGUACAUCUCCACAUGCAUCGAUGAGAUCAAACAGGAGCUCAAGCAGGACAACAUCGCUGUCAAAGCCAAUGCUGUGUGCAAGCUCACCUACCUUCAGAUGCUGGGCUACGAUGUCAGCUGGGCUGCUUUCAACAUCGUUGAAGUCAUGAGCUCCUCUAAGUUUACAUACAAGAGGAUAGGCUACCUGGCGGCUUCACAGUGCUUUCACGAGAGCACUGAUGUCAUCAUGCUGACAACCAAUCAAAUCCGAAAGGAUCUCAGCAGUCCCAACCAGUAUGACACUGGUGUUGCCCUCACUGGCCUCUCCUGUUUCGUUACCCCCGACCUGGCACGGGACCUGGCCAAUGACAUCAUGACACUGAUGUCCCACACUAAACCUUACAUCAGAAAGAAAGCAGUGUUGAUCAUGUACAAGGUGUUCCUCAAGUACCCAGAGUCCCUGCGUCCUGCUUUUCCAAGACUUAAGGAGAAACUGGAGGAUCCAGACCCAGGCGUGCAGUCAGCAGCAGUAAAUGUUAUCUGUGAGCUUGCCCGGAGAAAUCCCAAGAACUACCUGUCUCUGGCCCCGCUCUUCUUCAAACUCAUGACCUCUUCUACUAAUAACUGGGUUCUCAUUAAGAUCAUCAAGCUGUUUGGUGCCCUCACACCACUCGAGCCACGAUUGGGGAAGAAGCUGAUCGAACCUCUGACAAACCUAAUCCACAGUACCUCUGCCAUGUCACUGCUGUAUGAAUGUGUCAACACUGUGAUUGCAGUGUUGAUUUCCUUAUCCUCUGGGAUGCCUAACCACAGUGCUAGUAUCCAGCUCUGUGUGCAGAAACUGCGAAUCCUGAUAGAAGACUCGGACCAGAACUUGAAGUACCUUGGCCUAUUGGCCAUGUCAAAGAUCCUGAAGACCCACCCCAAGUCGGUGCAGUCUCAUAAGGACCUCAUCCUCCAGUGUCUGGACGACAAGGAUGAGUCCAUCCGCCUUAGAGCUCUCGACCUGCUCUAUGGCAUGGUAUCCAAAAAGAACUUGAUGGAAAUUGUAAAGAAGCUGAUGCUGCAUGUGGACAAAGCAGAAGGAACCACCUACAGAGAUGAACUUCUCACCAAGAUCAUCGACAUCUGCAGCCAGAGCAACUACCAGUACAUCACCAACUUUGAAUGGUAUAUCAGUAUUCUGGUGGAGCUCACCCGAUUAGAGGGCACGCGGCAUGGCCAUCUCAUCGCCUCUCAGAUGCUCGAUGUUGCUAUUCGGGUUAAAGCCAUCCGGGUCUUUGCUGUUGCUCAAAUGGCCACUCUGCUGGACAACGCCCACCUGCUGACUGGCAACAUGCAACGAAACGGCAUCUGUGAAGUGUUGUACGCUGCAGCCUGGAUCUGCGGCGAGUUCUCAGAACACCUGGAGAACCCUAUGCAGACGCUGGAGGCCAUGCUACGGCCAAAGGUGGCCACCCUACCAGGUCACAUACAGGCAGUGUAUGUGCAGAAUGCAGCCAAGCUAUUUGCAACCGUGCUGAAGAGCCAGGAGGGGAACACGGACAGCACAACCGCGCAGGAAACCAGCCAGCUGAUGAUAGACAGGUUACCGCUGUUUGUCCAGAGCGCCAACCUUGAGGUGCAAGAGAGGGCGUCUUGCAUCCUGCAGCUUGUCAAGUACAUCCAGAAACUGCAGCAGAAAGAUGUAGAGGUAGCAGAGGAAGUCAGCGCUCUGUUUGCUGGAGAACUCAACCCUGUAGCCCCCAAGGCACAGAAGAAAGUGCCUGUUCCUGAAGGUCUGGACCUGGAUGCCUGGAUCAACGAGCCUCCAUCUGAGAGCGAGUCUGAGGAUGAGCAGCCCAAGGCUAUUUUUGCCAAGGAGGAGCCAAAACACUCCCGCCCCCGUCAUACAGAGGUGGACGAGAAGGAGUUGGCAAGAAGGAGAGAAGCCAGAAAGCAGGAGCAAGCCAACAACCCAUUCUACAUCAAGGCCUCCCCAUCGUCUCAGAAGGUUUACCAGGACACCCCAGGAGUGGAGCACAUCCCAGUCGUGCAGAUUGACCUCAGUGUGCCUCUCAAAGUCCCAGGUCUACCUAUGUCUGACCAGUACGUCAAGCUGGAGGAGGAGCGCCGGCAGAAAGAGAGGGCAGAGAAGAAGAAGAAGGAGAAGAAGAAGAGGAAAGAAAAGCGCACUGGACGAGGGAAGAAACAUGAUUCUGGCCCGGAGAGCGAGGAGGACAUCACGCCUGCGCACAUGGUUGACAUAGUUACGGAGGAGAUGCCAGAGAAUGCCUUACCCAGUGAUGAUGAUGACAAAGACCCCAAUGACCCUCACAAAGCUCUGGACAUCGACCUGGACAACUUGGUGGAAACGGCUGGGCGCAGGCCCCUUGCAGACAGUGAGAAGCUACCAGUCAGGUCACACCGUGCGGCAGAGGCUCCAAAAAGCCCAGCAGAAGAUGGAGAUGCAGAGAGUGCUGCCACACAGGCACCCAAGAAGAAGAGCGGCAAAGAAAAGAGGGAGAAGAAGAAAGAUAAAGACAGUGAUAGGAAGAAGAGCAAAGAAGAGAAGAAGAAGAAAAAACACAAACAUGAAGAAAAGGAGGAGGAUCUUCUGGGGGGUCAGGCAGACGAGUCCGUGGUCCAAUCAGAAGAAACCAGUGAGGUGGCAGCGCCGCCCACUUCCACCAGUGCUGAGGUUUCGGAUCUGGAUUUCUGGCUCUCAAACGCUCCAGUGCCCUCUAACACCCAGGAAGCAGCUACAGUAGCAGCAGCAGAAGCUGCCCCUGUGCCCAAGGUGGAAUCGGGCACAGCGCCAAACUCAGAGCCUGAUGAACCCAAAGACACUGAAAUGGAGGAGACUAAAUCCUCCAAACACAAGAAGAAGAAGCAGAAAAAGGAGAAGGAAGAGAAGGAGAAGAAAAAGAAGAAGAAGCAUCAUCACCACCACCACCACAGUGACGGAGGUGGAGAGGAGUCGGUGCAGAAUGGCACCGUGGAGGAGGAAGAGCCUCUGCCGCCCAUGUCCAAUUACUGCCUGCUGGCUGAGAACUCCUACAUCAAGAUGGUAUAUGACAUCCAGGGGAACCUGCAGGACGGCAGUCAGGUCGUGGUGUCUGUCAUAUUUGAAAACAAGUGUGACAGCUUCCUCAAAUCCAUGGAGUUCAACGUCCUGGACUCUCUCAACUCCAAGCUGCAGAGGCCAGAGGGCUCGGGUCCACAUGAUGGUCUCACUGUCCCUUUCCAACUUCCACCAGGGGUGUCCAAUGAGGCGCGAUUUGUCUUCACUGUGCAGAGCAUUGUGAUGUCACAGAAACUGAAGGGAACACUCACCUUCAUAGUCAAGAAUGAGGAGGACUCCACUCAUGAGAAACUGGACUUCAAACUGCACUUUACCUGCACCUCCUACCUAAUCACUACUCCUUGCUACAGUGAUGCAUUUGCAAAGCUGCUGGAAUCAGGGGACCUGAAGGGCAGCUCUGUCAGACUGGAGGGAGUGAACAUGCCCUUCCACCACCUACUGGCCAGGAUCUGCUUCCAUCACCACUUCUCUGUUGUGGAGAGGAUCGACUCCUGUGCCUCUAUGUACAGCAGGUCUAUCCAGGGUCACCAUGUCUGUCUGCUGGUCAAAACUUCUGGUCAGACGGUGUCCAUUGACGCUAAAUGUGACGAGCCGACGCUGCUUGGGAAUGUGCUGGAUGAGAUCAAGCAGACCUUCUCUCAGUGCUGAUUGUGUCUGACAGCCCCAGGGUGCCCCCAACCAGGCCACAUCACCACCCCUCCCUCGCUGUAACACAACAUAAUCAUGUUACGAAACACUGCGGCUGGCACUUCAAUUAUCGCCCUAUUUAUUAGUCCUGAGGUUCGCAAGAUUUCUUUCCCCUUACCUUCUACGUCAGUGUCCCACACUCUGUUGUUCUUCUGCACUCUGAGCUCUGUGGUCACUCCCCGACACUUGAUGUUGUUUUACAGACUCACCGUGUACAUGCUCCGUCUCCUCUGCAAUGCACUUUCAUUUUUACUUCCUGGUUUUCGACCCCUAACAGCCACCCUUUUCCACCCGACUUUGACUCUACUGAGCUCCUGUUUCUGGAUGCCCGGCAUCCUCUGCUCUUUCCUGUGUACCUUUCCACCCUCUACUCUGUCGGCAAUUCAGUCUAUGACAGUCAUGUAAUGUAAUGUUGACAACUGGACUUUUGCCGUUGAUGGUUGAAUUGUGUUUUUACUGUUUUGAAGUUUUUUUUUGUCUUUGGUUUGUUUUUGUUUGUUGUAUCUGUCUAAUUUUUUUGUCUAAAGCCUGUCUGCGCCUUUGUCUCGCCCCCUUCUUUCUGCUCACUAAACAUCUGUGUGUGUGCUGCUCAUCUGUUUAGGCCUGGAAAAACCAUGUGACUGACUCUUUUUCAGACUGAUCCUAGCUGGAAAAAUUGGGGACUCUGUAGUGAGGAUAGUGCAGACAUGAAACCAAAGCUACAUUUAAGGCAUGGGUCUUUAACUACUAUCAGAGCUGUUUGCCCUACUUGCCUUUUGGCAAGGCUCAGAGCAGAUCUGCUAGUGUUAGUUUAACAGAAUCCUUGUGUGGCACUGUGGAAGAUUUGAACAGUAGAUCAGUGGUUUUGCUCUGUGCCUUUAGCUGUGCAGUCUGACCUACUCCAGCGCUUCAUGCGUCUCAUAGAGCUCCACCUCCCUCCCCAGUAUAUUUGCUCCCUGAUCCAACAGUUUGACCCAACCUCCCCUCUUCCCAAACACAAACUUCCAGUAUAUCAUACCUUUCACCAAUCAAGGAUGAAUUUGAAGACAGGAGAGUAAUUGAAAGAAACUCUUUCACCAGAGUAGAAGUGUAAUGUGAGACUUCUGUUUCAGCACAGGACAUUUUGGUGUCAGGCCAAUGCCACCUUUGUCAGCCUCUUCAUCAACUCAUAGCUGGAGUUGUUAGUGUUAUAGAAGAUGUUAUAUUGUAAUUAUACAGAAACAUGUUAUUCCUAUGAGGCCGCUAUGGUGCUGACGGUCCUCAUUUGUGUCACCAUAUGGUCAAAUUAGCGACAGAAUAAUCUGACAUGAAGAGCUGCUCAUGUUAUAUCAUUGCCCUUACUCCUUUCUCUGAAAACGUCAAACUGAUUAGCUAAAGGAUGCCAUAGUUACAUUAUCAGCCUUUCUCUGUUUUUAAAACCAGCUGCUCUGCAUAUCAGGUUGCUGAAGUUGUUUUCUCUGUAAGCAGAGACUGUGAAGUGGUCAGUGAUUUUUAGGUUCCCUCUCAAUCAGUAUUUGGCAACGUAGCUUCCAUGUUCUGUCAACAGCAGAAUGGAGUUUUGUCUGUCUUCAUGUGAAAUCAUGAAACAAAUACAGCACCACUUUUAACGUUUGCAUAACAGUAGCUGCACUCAGGCUGUUUGACACCCAGCUGGUGUGCACCCAGAUAAAUCCCCAAUGUUUCUUUUCCCUCCUGAAACUGCCUUGCCACUUUUUUGUGCAUUGACAUGUUAUGAUGAACAUGAAAGGCCAUUUUAAAAAAGAAAAAGAAAAAAAAAGAAAAAAGAAAUGGCCUCCUCUUAAAACACUGAGGUACGGGAUGUUUUAAUUUGCGUCAUUCAUGUCACUACCUGGUCCAGAACGACUUAACCUAGUAGUAGCAAGAUAAAAACUGACUUGGUUGUGUCUCUGUUCAUAUAUACUGAUAAGACCCCUUCACAUUUGUCUGCUAUUGUAGAUAACAACGAUAAUGAUGUCUGUGACCUGAAGAUCAGGUCAGCCAUUCCAUGAGAGCUUCUGUCCAGUAGUAGUCUGAAUACAGAGGUGAUCAGCUGUAUAUCAGGAAUGUCAAUAGAAAAUGAGUAUGUAUGUAUUCCCUGUUCUUGAAAAUGACUGAUAUCAGUGAAACUGAAAAAAAAACGACUCAACCAAUCAUACUUUGUCCUGAUUCUGAUCAUUUUUCCUGUGCAUAAUAUUUGAUUAAAAUGUGUAUAUUGCAUGAUUAGGAAUGUACACUUUUUAUUUCCUGUUUUCUGUUCCAUGGACAUGCUUACACAAACAAAAACUGGUCAUUCCAUCUUGUCCUUUUUCUUUAUAGUCUUUUUUUUUUAUAUAUAUAAAGUUUACUUGACCAUUCUCUGUUUUUGAUGGUAUUGUGUUUUUAUCUACUCUAAGAUCAGACAAUUUUAAAAAGUGAUAUUAUUGAAUGUUUUAAAUUAUUAAACACAGGGGAAGGAAGGGGGUUCUAUUUGCUGUCAUGACACACAGGGCUUAGGGAUCCGAUUAAGAAGUUGAAUAGAACGGGUCACAAGAAGCAGUGUACUGAGAGGCAACCCACUCUGUCUUAAUUCUCUAUUGGUUCAGUUGUAGUGAGUUAUUUUACCAAGUUUGGCUGUGACAUUGAAAUAUACUCCUAUAUGACUCUGUUUCUGAAGGUCCUGUCUUUUUAUUUCUCCAUACUCAGUUCUCCAGCUGUAUAAUGUAAUAUAUGUUUUAAAGGGGGUAACAUAAAUUAUCUACAUUCCCUUUAAACAAAGUCCACCCUGAUUAAAAGUAAAGGCUGUAAGAAGCUGA